Castor canadensis (American beaver) is the source of this 2150-nucleotide messenger RNA. Lineage: Eukaryota; Metazoa; Chordata; Mammalia; Rodentia; Castoridae. The record is from RefSeq and is a predicted model, not a curated record.
UUCCGGAGACCUUGGCCACAGUCGCCCUGGUGAGAGGCAGGCUGCGGAGGGGCGCAGCAGACAAGAGCGCGCUCAGAGCCUCUGGACAGGACAGCCGAGGCCAGGCGGGCAGGACAGCUGUCCCCAGGCCCAGCUUCCCGCCCGCCAUGCUGCCUGCAGCGCCCGGCACAGGGGGCGCGAGUCUGGACUGGACCCCCUGUGGCCCAGCGGCUCCAGGGAUGACAAAAGAUAUCAUAGUGAUGUAUGAAGAAGACGCUGAGGAAUGGGCCCUGUACUUGAGGGAAAUAUUUUUGCAUAUUGUGAAAAGAGAAACCAUCCUGUUAUAUCGCUUGGAGAAUUUCUCUCUUAGACAUUUGGAAUUGCUAAGCUUGAACUCUUACAAAUGUAAACUUUUGAUAUUAUCGAAUAACCUGCUUAAGGAUCUAACUCCAAAGAAAUGUCAGUUUCUGGAAAAAAUACUUCACCCACCAGAAACUGUAGUCACUCUACUUUGUGGAAUGAGAAGUUCGGAUCAGCUCUAUAAAUUAUUAAGCAUCCCUGUGAGCAGAUGGGAGAUCUCAACCAAGCAGGAGCCCGAAGACUACAUCUCUGUAAUCAAGCGAGUCAUAUUCAGAGGCUCUGAAGACUACCUUGAGGUCAACACUCCAACUCACCUAAGAGUGAAACACUCUGGAGAAAUAAAUGAGAGAAAUGAAAUUGAAGACUUAGAAGUUUCAAGAGGUGUCAUGCCACUGGUAAUGGUGAUUCCUGCUGAAAUUCCAUGUGAGUUGAAACCAGAAUUGAACCUUGAUAGAGAGCAUGAAGUCAUUGGUGAAGCUUUGGAGGUUGAAUUUAUAUCAACUAAUAAGCACAUUAGAACACGGCCAGCACUUUGGAAUAAGAAAGUCUGGAGUAUGAAAGCUUUAGAUUUCCCUGCUGGCUCAGUCACUGUCAAUGUCUACUGUGAUGGAAUCAUUAAAGCCACCACACAGAUUAAAUACUAUACAACUGCAAAGGCAAAGGAACAUCCGUGUGUAGCAGCAGAUCCAGGAGAGGAUUUGUGCCAGAAUAACAUCAAAGAACUUGAUGGCGUUCUUGCAUCCAUAUUCAAACACGAGAUACCAUAUUAUGAGUUCCAGUCUUAUCAAAAUGAAAUUUAUGCUCAAAAACAAUAUACUCAUGUCAAAGAACUUCCAACACUUCUCCACUGUGCAGCAAAAUUUGGCUUAAAGAACCUGGCUAUUCACUUGCUUCAAUGUUCAGGAGCAACCUGGGCAUCGAAGAUGAAAAAUACAGAUGGUUCAGACCCAGCACAUAUUGCUGAAAAGCAUGGUCACAGAGAACUCAAGAAAAUCUUUGAAGCCUUUGCAAUUCAAGACAUUGUCAGAAAUAAUGAGCAAGAAAAUGACUACGAAGACGAUACUAUCUCAGUUUCUACUUAUUCUUCUUCCACGCAAUACCCACCUUCUCACCAUGCAAGCGGAAAAACACAUGGGCCAAGUGCAGAUGGAGAUGAGACUUCUGACAGGGAAGUGGAAGUAAAGGAGACUGAAUCAGGUGCAGAAGCCAGGCACAGCUCGCUAGAGGCUGACAGUGAAAGUUCUGAGAAUCAGUAUGAUGACUUAUAUGUGUUCAUUCCUGGAAUUGAUCCAGAACAUAACUCACAAGAUACACUCAUGUGCUGCAGACCACCACCACCCCCACCACGACCUAUAUCUGCUGCUUCCCAACUGGAAAGACCUCACUUCACAUUACAAGGGAAAAUGGUGGAAGACCAAAUGGAAAGAAUUCAAAUCUGGAGUGAUCCUAUUGUAAGACAAGAAACAAGAGAUGAACCCAAAAGAGAAGAAGCAAAGGAAGAAGACGGGAAGGAGCAGCAGGAGGAGGAAGACCCCUACACAUUUGCUGAGAUUGAUGACAAUGAAUAUGACAUGAUUCUGGCCAACAUGAGUUUAAAGAAAAAAACCGGAAGUCGAUCUUUCAUUAUAAACAGACCUCCUGCCCCCACUCCCCGUCCCACAAAUAUCCUUCCAAAAGAAGAGACAACACCUUACAUAGCUCAAGUGUUCCAACAAAAGGCAGCCAGAAGACAAUCUGAUUGUGACAAGUUCCAUGGUGUUCCUAAGAAACCAGGUACUGAUGUUAACUUCAGUCUGCUUAGUAAUCGCUAA